This is a messenger RNA of Nothobranchius furzeri (turquoise killifish), 2116 nucleotides long. RefSeq names its product cilia and flagella associated protein 298 (gene cfap298). The record is from RefSeq and is a predicted model, not a curated record. NCBI's taxonomy places the organism in Eukaryota, Metazoa, Chordata, Actinopteri, Cyprinodontiformes, Nothobranchiidae. Gene Ontology annotation, biological process: regulation of cilium movement.
ACUGAAAAUUUUGUAGAAGUAGAAACACUUUUUAUAUUUUAUUUUAUUUUUUGUAGAAGAAGUCUCAUUUUCCUAGCGGUAUAAAACUCGUUUUAAAUUAAAACCCGAGUGGCGAAAGGAUAUUUCUUGUCGUUUCAUCGCGUAGGUAAUAAUCACCUUCACCGUAUACAGGCCACUGUAUAACAGGAAGCCAUUCCUGAAGCUAAAAGCUAACGCUCUCUCUUUACAAGAAGCUUCUGUUGCCAUGGUUACUCAGUUUAUUCCAGGACUCGGGACUCACUCCACCUCUCAACCGGACGGGUUUGUUUAGAAGCACGUUUCUGUUCCUAAACGUCUCACUUUCAGGAGGUAAAUCCGUGGAAAAGAUGGUGCAGCUGCACGUGAAGCGCGGAGACGAGAGCCAGUUCCUGUUCGACACUACCGCCGACGAGCUUCUGGAGACGGUGAUCCGACAGAUCACAGCCAUCUAUAACGGGAGGCUUCAGGUGGACCGGAUCUGUUCAGAGAUCUUGGAGCUGGCCGACCAUGGCAUCACGCUGCCUCCCAACAUGCAGGGGCUGACGGAGGAGCAGAUUGUGGAGCUGAAGCUGACGGAUGAAUGGGAAGAGAGGUGCAUCCCUAGUGGAGGGCCUGUGUUUAGGAAGGAUGACGUUGGAAAGAGGAAUGGACAUGCCCCUAAUGAUAAAAUGAAAGUGGUGUUGAUGAAGACGGUGGAGGAGGCAAAAGCGCUCGUCUCCAAAAAACAAGCUCAAGCUAAUGUCUGCGUCACCAUGGAGAUGAUAACAGAAGCUCUAGAUCAGCUAAGAGGUGCAGUCAUGAUUGUGUACCCCAUGGGACUUCCCCCUCAUGACCCUGUAAAGAUGGAGUUUGACAACCAGACCGAUCUUUCAGGGACACAGGCAUCCCUCCAGGUUAUCCCUGAGCAUGAAUGCCAGCUGUGGUGGGCUGGUAAAGAGAUGCAGAGAGGGAAAAAGCUGCAGGACUACAUCGGCAAGAAUGAAAAGACAAAACUGGUGGUCAAAAUUCAAAAAAAAGGACAGGGGGCGCCAGCGAGAGAGCCUCUGGUCACCGAUGAGCAGCAGAAGCAGAUGAUGCUGCAUUACCACAGAAGACAGGAGGAACUUAAGAAACUAGAGGAGGCUGACGAUGACAGCUACCUGGACUCGGACUGGUCAGACAGACAGGCCCUCAAACGGCAGUUUCAGGGACUCACAAAUAUCAAAUGGGGGCCAAGAUAACACUCACGACCACUUUCAGUGCCUCCAUCCUGCCCAGAUGUCUCAACUUUCAGAGAAUAUAAUGAACCCAUCUGAUACAUUCCUGUGUCUUGCCUCUGCUAACCGUUAAAGUGGAAGUUCAUCGCUCGCUCCAAAGGAACUUGCAUCAUUAUAAAUACAAACGAUUUUGAUGUGAACUGUGUCCAGUGAAGCCAGAAGAGUAGUGUUGCAACUGAAAAAGAAAAUGUUUUACAUCCUCUUUGGAUGCAGGGGCGAGGAUGCUACACCCUUCCUCUCUUUGUCUCUCAUUCGUGGCACGCAAGUUUCUCCCAGUCGCUGCAGCUCUGAGGCAGGAUGUCGCCACAAACUGGUCACCGCAGCCGCAAUCAGGAAGUUAUGGAGCUCACAUUUUGUGUGUCACACCCUGGAGAAAUGUGAACUGGUGUUCAGAACGGAGUUGGAAAUUCAAAAAGGCCACUUUUAAAAAGGAUAACUGCACAACAGCAGCGGUCCAGAUCCAUAAAAUAAGCUGUUUGAUACAAGUUUGAGGGAACGCUUUUGCUUUUGAACGUAAACUUUAAGAAAUAAGUUCACUUGUUGUUGAUACUGUAUCUUUCCCUUUUUCACAACAUUAGCGACUAACACAUCUUAAUAUGGAACAAUUGGCCCCUGCAGUGAUAAACUUUUAUAAGGUUUGGAAUUCUGAGUUUAUUCUCAAUAAAUAAGCAUUUUUAUCGUGUUUGCCUGACCUGAAACAUGUUUGCUGGAGUUAAAUUUAGAAUUUUAUUCAUGUCCUUUUAAAAAUGCAUGUUUCUGUAAAGAACUUUGAUUUACCCAAUGAAUAAAUGGAAGUUAUUGUGGUUACACUAUUCAAUAAACUUCAUUUGCCUUUUUUAAUA